Penicillium bovifimosum is the source of this 870-nucleotide messenger RNA. RefSeq names its product Helicase C-terminal. The record is from RefSeq and is a predicted model, not a curated record. The transcript is spliced from 3 exons. Bases 1 to 870 code for a protein of 289 amino acids. NCBI's taxonomy places the organism in Eukaryota, Fungi, Ascomycota, Eurotiomycetes, Eurotiales, Aspergillaceae.
AUGAUCUCAUAUGUCCACCUCAUCUCACGGAGGACAAGUGUUCCCACUUCGACCAGCGUGGCUGCUUGCGCAAUCUCCCAGAAGCACUUGUACAUGGACUCGCGAGACUUCGCGUCGAUCCAGAAGAUGCCACCAGGACAUUGUCCACCGUGUGCCCCCUCGCUGUCAUCGUCAGAUGCAGAGGUUGAGAAGUCAGAGGAUUGGGUAGCAGUGGUCCAGUGGUCAGUGAAGGAGGAGUCAGGGAGCGAGGAGCCAGUGGACAAGACCGAGAGAACGACAGUCCCCGUCAUUGCCCACACCCAUGCUCCUCCUGUUCUUACACACCGGCACCUGGACCACAAUUCCACGCAUGGGGCUCUAGCACCCAAACAUGAGCAUCGGUCAGAGUUCGAUCCGAACUUGGAUACCCCGCGAGGACUACAUGCAACCAACGGGUUCACCAAGCCCGAGGCGGAAUACUCUGCGCCUGUUCCGCGUGCGCCGCUUCGGAAACCAUUCCCACCCGGCGUGGACUUGGAGCAAGUCAAUCGGGCUGCAGCCGAGAUCGACCAAGCCGAGAAGAGCGAUGUUGAAAGUCCUGGUUUCAACGCCGAGCAGCAACGGUAUCAGGAGAAAAGUCACAAACGAUCGGUGGAGAGCAGUCGUGCGGAGGAGGUUCGACGAAAGGUACAGUCUGAAAUCACUUACCUCCAAAUGACACCCAAAAGCUUCGAGCGACAAGCCCUGUUGGGUACCGACCGAUUCCGAGGGCAUCACGAGGGUGCUGUCAUGGCCGAGGUUCAGCAAAAGGAGGUUCAGGACGAGAAGGAACGCAAAAAGGACAUGCAACGCAAGCGUCGUUGCGAGGAAGUCCUAUGGGGAAGAGCCUGA